Sinocyclocheilus rhinocerous is the source of this 1029-nucleotide messenger RNA. RefSeq lists its product as uncharacterized. Bases 1 to 1029 code for a protein of 342 amino acids. The record is from RefSeq and is a predicted model, not a curated record. Lineage: Eukaryota; Metazoa; Chordata; Actinopteri; Cypriniformes; Cyprinidae. The transcript is spliced from 3 exons.
AUGACCCAAUUCCACAGGCAUGAUACCUGCGGUGUGAAGGAUGUACAAUCUAUGGAGGCAGUUUCUAGGCCUCUAAAUGAGGGAAUUGUCUCUAUCUGUAACAUCUGCAAGUCCCUCAAGAAAGCACAUAUCAGUCCCAACACUGACACAUGCUCCAAUUACAACCAAAUUAGGAAGCAUAUAGAGGAUGCUGAGCAGUGCCUGAAAACAUCUGAGACAAUGAUUAAAGAAAAACUGGGAUAUUUAGAUGAAAGCAUGGAGCAGCUUAUUAGAGAGAAACAAAAUGUUGAGCAGCAGAAAAAAGAGAAAAGUCUGGCCAUGGAUAAUUUGCGCAUAAAAAAGAAGUCUGCUGAGGAAUCAUUAGAGCAUUCCAAAGCAGCUUUGGAGCAGGCUGAAAGAAGUGUAGAAUCAGCAAAUUAUACCAUAAGAGCACAUCAAGACAGAAUGAACACAUGUAAUGAUGUAGCAACUGCAGGGGCAGCACUGCUUGCAAUACCAAUUAUUGCAUGGAUUGCUGGUCCAAUAAUGAUUAGUGAGGGACAGCGGGGAUUUGAAGAAGCUUCAAAUGCCUUGAGAGAUGCUGAAUGGGAGAAACAAAACUGUGAGUCUCAAGUGAGGAACUGGACUGUAAAAGUGUUUCGUUACGAGGGAAUCAUUUCUAAGACACAGACUGAAAUUGAGCAGGCCAAUGAAGCACUAAAGAGGAUUGAGAGGAAGACUGAAGAGGUUCAAGAGCAUCUAACAGGCACAGCUGAAAUUCAGGAAGUGGUCAGGAGAGCUGUCAACCUUCUGAGUGUUCUUAGUGGAAGAGUCACUGUACUGGAGAGACAAACACAACGUUUCAUCCUCUGGCAGCCUGUGGUAAAGUCCAUGGAAGAUGUGAUGAAGGCAAUAGUAAAUACUGCUGAGAAUCGGCUCCUCUAUAGUGAUGGUGCACCAGGCCCUAUAAAUACUUUGAGGGAGAAUGUUGGAGGAUUACUGGCUUUAUGCAACUCACCCAGUAAUUCUGAAUAUGACAGCUAUUACUGA